Acanthosepion pharaonis is the source of this 537-nucleotide messenger RNA. The record is from the annotation of a GenBank genome assembly. NCBI's taxonomy places the organism in Eukaryota, Metazoa, Mollusca, Cephalopoda, Sepiida, Sepiidae.
AUGUCUUUAAAAUCUACCUCCUCCUCUUUCUCUCUGUCCCCCUCUCUCUCUGUCUCUCUCUCUCUCUCUCUCUGUCCCCCUCUCUCUCUCUCUUUCUUCCCUCUUUCUCCCGCUCUACCUCUCAUUCUCUCACUGACUCUUCCCUCUCUCUCCCCAUCUUUCUCCCUGUGCUUAUUUUCUCUCAUUGUUUUUAAAACUAACCCUCUCAUUGCUCUCUCUCUCUCUGUCCCCCCUCUCUCUCUCUCUCACUCUCUCCCCUCUUUCUCCCGCUCUACCUCUCAUUCUCUCACUGACUCUUCCCUCUCUCUCCCCAUCUUUCUCCCUGUGCUUAUUUUAUCUCUUUUUAAACCUAACCCUCUCAUUGCUUCUACUUUUUCUCUAUUACUAAUAUCUCUCCUUCUCUAUGUUCCCAAACGAAACUAUUCAAACAUUUUCCAGAACAUAUUUUUAACAUAUUUUAACAUUCAGUUUUUAGAGUGUCUGGUGCAUCCCAACGGAAUUGACAUUCAUUACAGGCAAAUAAAAUAUCGGCUUUAG